UAGCCACGGAUGGAGCACCAGCCAUGAUGGGAUCUGUGAACGGGCUUGUGGGGCUGUGCAAAGCUGACCAAACUAUUCCUGACUUUUGGAAUUUCCGCUGCAUCAUCCACAUGGCGCAACUCGUGUCUAAAUCAUUGAAUUUAGAUAACGUCAUGAAGCCUGUGAUGGAAAUCGUCAACUAUAUCCGCACACAUGCGCUUAACCACAGGCAAUUCAAGAAUCUCAUCGCUGAGCUGGACCAAGGGCUUCCAGGUGACCUGCCGCUGCACUGCACUGUGGGGUGGCUGUCAAAAGGCCAGGUACUCUCUCGCUUCUUUGAGCUUUUGGAUGCCGUGAAACUGUUUAUGGAAGAGAAGGACAAGGACUAUCCCGAGCUCUCGGACCUCAAGUGGAUUAUGGAUCUGGCCUUUUUAGUCGACAUGAUGUGUCACUUGGACAGACUGAACCUGACCCUGCAGGGUAAGUUAAAAAUGCUGCCUGAUCUGGUGCAAAGUGUGUUUGUGUUUGUCAACAAACUGAAGCUGUUCAAGACACAUAUUCAAAAGGGAGAUUUAACGCAUUUUCCCACUCUGCUAAAAGCCAGCGGGCAAGUCGCCAGCACCGCUCUGAGUAAGCAAAGAGCCAGAUAUGCAACGCUGAUUGAAAACUUGCACGAAAGUUUUGUGACCCGGUUCCAUGAUCUACAAUUGAAAAGGCCACAGAUUACGUUCCUCGUCGACCCAUUUAAUGCAGAGACCGACUGUUUGAAAGUCCCGCUAGUCACAGAUGAAGCUGCGGCUGAGUUGGAGAUGAUCGAUCUUUGUGAGGAGGACCAAUUGAAACCUGCUUUAAGGGAAGGGACCAUUGAUUUCUGGAAAGGUGUGCCAAUGGAAAAAUACCCCAAUGUCAAACGGGCUGCGCUUAAGAUACUGUCAAUGUUUGGGUCAACAUACGUCUGCGAGUCUGUGUUUUCUACCCUAAAACAUGUGAAAUCAAAGCAUCGAUCUAUUCUGACUGACACUCAUGUGAAAGAAUUGCUUCGAGUGGCAACAACGGAAUACAAGCCAGAUUUGAAGAGGAUUGUUCAAGGCAAGGAAUGCCAGAAGUCCCACUAAACAACAUGCAUUGUAAAAGUAAAUGCUAUUGUAGAUUAUUAUAUUUUUGUUUGUGGACUUGGUUGAACAGAGAGUUUGUGUGUGAGACAGUGCACACAAUGUUCAUUGUUGAAAAUGACUGGCCUGUGGUUUUAGUACUGUAGGAGUCCAUUUCUGUCAUUAUCAUGUUGGUGUGUGACAUUUACAAUAAAUCUGGCUGAGCAGAGAUGUGUGUAUUUUUGUGUGUGUGUGUGUGUGUAUCAACAAAAGGGUCCAGUUGAAAGGCAGCUAGAGAACCUGAGAACCAUCAUCUACAGCUAUGGGGUUGAGCGGUUUGGGGUAAAAAACAAGAGUCAUAGACAGCAGAAAGGCCCU
This is a messenger RNA of Oreochromis niloticus (Nile tilapia), 1448 nucleotides long. Its product is annotated as general transcription factor II-I repeat domain-containing protein 2A-like. Gene Ontology annotation, molecular function: protein dimerization activity. NCBI's taxonomy places the organism in Eukaryota, Metazoa, Chordata, Actinopteri, Cichliformes, Cichlidae. The record is from RefSeq and is a predicted model, not a curated record. The transcript has 2 exons. The coding region runs from base 24 to 1094 and encodes 356 amino acids.